Erinaceus europaeus (western European hedgehog) is the source of this 2235-nucleotide messenger RNA. It is a transcript of the gene MYOT, whose product is annotated as myotilin. The record is from RefSeq and is a predicted model, not a curated record. Gene Ontology annotation, molecular function: cell-cell adhesion mediator activity. Gene Ontology annotation, cellular component: axon; plasma membrane. NCBI's taxonomy places the organism in Eukaryota, Metazoa, Chordata, Mammalia, Eulipotyphla, Erinaceidae. The transcript has 11 exons. Gene Ontology annotation, biological process: axon guidance; homophilic cell-cell adhesion; dendrite self-avoidance. Bases 376 to 1872 code for a protein of 498 amino acids.
CAAGCACAUCAGAUGUCACUGUCUGGCAGCUGAUAAAAGUCAGUGGUGCUAUAAUACUAAGCACAGAGCCACUAGAUUACUCUGUGAGGGAAGGGAAUGUCUCUUCCUUCCCUUCACUAGUGGGUUAAGCCCAGCUGGCAUCCUCUGGAACAACGGGAACAAUAUUCUGCAAAAAAAAAAAAAAAAAAGGCCACCCUAUUAAAACCUGGAGCACAGUAUUCCCAGAAUUUCAACAAGGAGGAGCAAACCAAAGUUGCUUCUGGUUCCUUGAAACCUUCUGUGAUUCUAGGCUUGCAGUCUCCAAUUCAGGACCCCACUCCUCCAGAAGAAAAUUAUUUCAGGAAUAAAUUGCCUUCAUCUGUACACCAGCUAGGAAUGUUUAACUACGAACGUCCAAAACACUUCAUACAGUCCCAAAACCCCUGUGGUUCCAGACUGCAACCUCCUGGACGAGAAACCUCCAGCUUCUCUAGCCAGACCAAACAGUCUUCUAUUAUCAUCCAGCCCCGACAGUGCACAGAGCAAAGAUAUUCUGCCUCCUCAACAAUGAGCUCUCAUAUCACCAUGUCCUCCUCUGCUUUCCCUGCUUCUCCCCAGCAACUUGCUGGCUCCAAUCCUGGCCAAAGAGUUACAGCUACCUAUAACCAGUCCCCAGCCAGCUUUCUCAGCUCCAUACUACCAUCACAGCCUGAUUACAGUAGCAGUCAGAUUCCUUCCACUAUGGACUCCAACUAUCAACAGCCUUCAGUUGCUCAACCUGUAAAUGCUAAGCCAUCCCAAACUGCAAAUGCUAAGCCCACACCAAGGACUCCUGACCAUGAAAUACAAGGAUCAAAAGAAGCUCUGAUUCAGGACUUGGAGAGAAAACUUAAAUGCAAAGACAGUAUUCUUCAUAAUGGAAAUCAACGGCUAACUUAUGAGGAAAAGAUGGCUCGACGAUUGCUAGGACCUCAGAAUGCAGCUGCUGUAUUUCAAGUUCAAAAUGAUGGUGAUGUACAAGAAUCAUCACAGCACAACUCAGAACAUGCAAGGCUGCAAGUUCCUACACCACAAAUAAGAAGUAGAUCAUCUUCAAGGGGAGAUGUGAAUGAUCAAGAUGCAAUCCAGGAGAAAUUUUACCCACCUCGCUUCAUUCAAGUGCCAGAGAACAUGUCAAUUGAAGAAGGAAGAUUCUGCAGAAUGGACUUCAAAGUGAGUGGACUUCCAGCCCCUGAUGUGUCAUGGUAUCUAAAUGGAAGACCAGUUCAAUCAGAUGACUUACAUAAAAUGAUAGUGUCUGAGAAAGGUUUUCAUUCACUCAUCUUUGAAGUGGUCAGAGUUUCAGAUGCAGGGACUUAUGCAUGUGUAGCCAAGAAUAGAGCAGGAGAAGCCAAUUUUACUGUACAGCUGGAUGUCUUAGCAAAAGAACAUAGAAGAGCACCAAUGUUUAUCAACAAACCGCAGAGUAAAAAGGUUCUUGAGGGAGACUCAGUGAAGCUAGAAUGUCAAAUCUCAGCUGUACCUCCACCAAAAAUUUUCUGGAAAAGAAACAAUGAAAUGGUACAAUUCAACACAGAUCGAAUAAGCUUCUAUCAUGAUAACUCUGGAAGGAUUACUUUACUGAUAAAAGAUGUAACCAAAAAAGAUGCUGGGUGGUAUACCGUGUCUGCAGUUAAUGAAGCUGGAGUGAUCACAUGUAACACAAGAUUAGAUGUUACAGUCCGUCCAAACCAAACUCUUCCAGCUCCUAAGCAAUUACGGGUUCGACCAACUUUCAGCAAGUAUUUGGCACUUAAUGGAAAAGGUCUGGAUGUGAAACAAGCUUUUAACCCUGAAGGAGAGUUUCAGCGUCUGGCUGCUCAAUCUGGACUCUAUGAAAGUGAAGAACUUUAACAGUUCUACCAACACAUUAUUAACACAUUAUGGCUUUAAAUAGGUAACAUAACUAACAUAUGUUUAGAAUUCUUUGACUCUUGCACAUUCUAUCUACUUUUCUGACUAGUGAAACCUACAUAAGAUCCAGAAAUAUGGGUUUGUAAUUGGAGAAAAUUGUCCUAAAAUGUGGAUUUUAAGAUUUAAAUCAUACACAUUUAACAAUUGUAGGUUAUGAAUUAACAUCAACUUUUAAAAAUCAUUACUGUUUUUAAAUACUGUUUUAUCUGUUUCCUCUCAUAAAGACACUAACAUAAUAUAGAUUACCAGAGUGUUCCAUUAUCUUAUGUGAAAAGAGAAUAAAAUUUCAAAUAUUUAAAAACA